This is a messenger RNA of Zea mays, 2829 nucleotides long. RefSeq names its product sucrose synthase 2. Gene Ontology annotation, molecular function: sucrose synthase activity. The record is from RefSeq and is marked validated. Bases 111 to 2540 code for a protein of 809 amino acids. Lineage: Eukaryota; Viridiplantae; Streptophyta; Magnoliopsida; Poales; Poaceae. The transcript has 15 exons. Gene Ontology annotation, biological process: sucrose metabolic process.
UCGCAUCUCUCGCCACUUCGCAAUUCGCCAGUCGCCACCGGCACCACCACACCCACCCUCGCGGCCGCGAACAAACGACCCACUGACCACUGGCGGGCUGCACGGCAGCCAUGUCUGCGCCGAAGCUGGACCGCAACCCGAGCAUCCGCGACCGCGUCGAGGACACCCUCCACGCGCACCGCAACGAGCUCGUCGCCCUCCUGUCCAAGUACGUGAACAAGGGGAAGGGCAUCCUGCAGCCGCACCACAUCCUCGACGCGCUCGACGAGGUCCAGGGCUCCGGGGGCCGCGCGCUAGCCGAGGGACCCUUCCUCGACGUCCUCCGCUCCGCGCAGGAGGCGAUCGUGCUGCCGCCGUUCGUGGCCAUCGCGGUGCGCCCGCGCCCGGGAGUUUGGGAGUACGUCCGCGUCAACGUUCACGAGCUCAGCGUCGAGCAGCUCACAGUCUCGGAGUACCUCCGCUUCAAGGAGGAGCUUGUCGACGGCCAGCACAAUGAUCCCUACGUUCUCGAGCUUGACUUCGAGCCGUUCAAUGUCUCAGUCCCACGCCCAAAUCGGUCAUCAUCUAUUGGAAACGGUGUGCAGUUCCUCAACCGACACUUGUCCUCAAUCAUGUUCCGCAACAGGGAUUGCUUGGAGCCCCUGUUGGAUUUCCUCCGUGGCCACCGGCACAAGGGGCAUGUUAUGAUGCUUAAUGAUAGAAUACAAAGCUUGGGGAGGCUUCAGUCUGUGCUGACCAAAGCUGAGGAGCACUUGUCAAAGCUCCCUGCUGACACACCAUACUCACAAUUUGCUUAUAAAUUUCAAGAGUGGGGCCUGGAGAAAGGUUGGGGUGAUACAGCAGGACAUGUUUUGGAAAUGAUCCAUCUCCUUCUAGACAUCAUUCAGGCGCCAGACCCAUCUACCCUAGAGAAAUUCUUGGGGAGGAUCCCCAUGAUUUUUAACGUUGUUGUGGUAUCCCCUCAUGGAUACUUUGGUCAAGCUAAUGUAUUAGGCUUGCCAGACACAGGAGGACAGAUCGUCUAUAUACUGGACCAAGUCCGUGCACUAGAAAAUGAGAUGGUUCUCCGUUUAAAGAAACAAGGGCUUGAUGUUUCCCCAAAGAUUCUCAUUGUUACUCGGCUGAUACCAGAUGCAAAAGGAACAUCAUGCAAUCAGCGGCUUGAGAGAAUUAGUGGAACACAACAUACUUACAUAUUACGAGUUCCCUUCAGAAAUGAAAAUGGGAUACUUAAGAAAUGGAUAUCAAGAUUUGAUGUGUGGCCAUAUCUGGAAACAUUUGCUGAGGAUGCUGCUGGUGAAAUUGCUGCUGAAUUACAAGGUACUCCAGACUUCAUAAUUGGAAACUACAGUGAUGGAAAUCUUGUGGCGUCAUUGCUAUCUUACAAGAUGGGAAUUACCCAGUGCAACAUUGCUCAUGCUCUAGAAAAGACUAAGUAUCCAGAUUCAGACAUAUUUUGGAAGAAUUUCGAUGAGAAGUACCAUUUCUCCUGCCAGUUCACUGCUGAUAUAAUUGCUAUGAACAAUGCUGAUUUUAUCAUCACCAGCACAUACCAAGAAAUUGCUGGAAGCAAAAAUACUGUUGGACAGUAUGAGAGUCAUACUGCCUUUACUCUGCCUGGUCUGUACCGAGUUGUCCAUGGGAUCGAUGUCUUCGAUCCAAAGUUCAAUAUAGUCUCUCCUGGAGCUGACAUGUCCAUAUACUUUCCACAUACCGAGAAGGCCAAGCGACUCACCUCUCUUCAUGGUUCAAUCGAAAAUUUGAUUUAUGACCCGGAGCAAAACGAUGAACACAUUGGGCAUCUGGAUGACCGGUCAAAGCCCAUCCUCUUCUCCAUGGCAAGACUCGACAGGGUGAAGAACAUAACAGGGCUGGUCGAAGCUUUUGCUAAGUGCGCUAAGCUGAGGGAGCUGGUAAACCUUGUCGUCGUUGCCGGGUACAAUGAUGUCAACAAGUCCAAGGACAGGGAAGAGAUCGCGGAGAUAGAGAAGAUGCAUGAACUCAUCAAGACCCACAACUUGUUCGGGCAGUUCCGCUGGAUCUCUGCCCAGACAAACAGGGCCCGUAACGGCGAGCUCUAUCGCUACAUCGCUGAUACCCAUGGUGCUUUCGUACAGCCGGCCUUCUAUGAAGCGUUCGGUCUCACCGUCGUUGAGGCCAUGACCUGUGGGCUUCCUACUUUCGCGACGCUCCAUGGAGGUCCAGCUGAGAUCAUAGAGCAUGGCGUCUCGGGCUUCCACAUUGACCCGUACCACCCCGAACAGGCUGCUAAUCUGAUGGCCGACUUCUUCGACCGGUGCAAGCAAGACCCAGAUCACUGGGUGAAAAUAUCUGGAGCAGGGCUGCAGCGCAUAUACGAGAAGUACACAUGGAAGAUAUACUCAGAGAGGUUGAUGACACUGGCCGGGGUCUACGGUUUCUGGAAGUACGUGUCGAAGCUCGAGAGGCGGGAGACGAGGCGCUACCUUGAGAUGUUCUACAUACUGAAGUUCCGCGAGCUGGCGAAGACCGUGCCGCUUGCAAUUGACCAACCGCAGUAGCUUGCGCAACUGCGACUGCGUAGCACUUGGUACAAGACUGAAACCUGAAGGACCUUCAGUAAUUUAGGCGCGGCAGACGGUAGCCAAUAAAAUGUGCCGGAGCUGAACUGGUUUUUUAUUAUGUACAUAAUGGCAGUAUAACAAAAUUACUGAAGGCAGGUGGGUUGCAGUUGUGUGUUCGUUACUGUUUACUGUAUUAUGUCAAGCUGUCGGCUGCAAUUUCUUUGCUGGCAAGCCGCAGGCACUGGUGAAGUGCUGAUAAAUACAUCAUAUUCUGUUGACCUGUGAA